Molecule: messenger RNA, 586 nt
Organism: Ornithodoros turicata
Lineage: Eukaryota; Metazoa; Arthropoda; Arachnida; Ixodida; Argasidae
Gene: mRpS21
Product: small ribosomal subunit protein bS21m-like
Exons: 3
Coding region: 244-507 (87 amino acids)
Biological process (GO): translation
Cellular component (GO): ribosome
Molecular function (GO): structural constituent of ribosome
Source: RefSeq, a predicted model, not a curated record
AACGUCCUUCUGUUGGAAAGCGACGCAUUGAAACAUUUAUUAAGGACAAUUUGCAUGCUUUGUGGCACAGCAGAUACCGCGCGACGCUUGUCUGCGCCCUCUCUCUGUUGUGGGUAGCCGCAUUGCCUUGGCAUAUCAAGAUGGCGGCAUAAAACUUCUGAGCGGAAUGUUUUUUCGUCCGGGCGGCCCUCGUUGGAUGCUGUGAAAUUUCUCACCGGUCAGCACUCGCCAGGUCAUUCAGCAAUGAGGCACAAGAUGUUCAUCAGCCGCACCGUGCUGGUGCGAAAUAACCAAGUUGAAGAGGCGUUCCGUGUGCUGAACAGGAUCCUUGGCAUGGAAGGGAUAUUCGAGAGAUAUCGAGCAACCCUGUACUACGAGAAGCCCACCAAGAUGCGACGCCGUAUCAGCUACGAAAUAUGUAAGGCCAUUUAUGACGAAGACAUGGCACGUAGAAUACAGUUCACCUUGCGGAAAAACAGAGAAGACCCGUGGCUCGGCAACCACUGACGUUGUAGGGAAUAUUUUAUGUAGCUGCUACUUGUCAUCUGUACAGACUGUUAAGAUAAAAAGAAUUGCACGCACGACA